AUGACAGUCGCAACGCCGGCUCACAAUGCCGGAUCGAUACGCUUUACUCCUAUCGUCUUGUUCAUAUAUGACCUUUACGUCAUACGAGUCUCAGCUCCUCUCAUCUGGCGCUGCUCAGUGCAGAAACACCUACGUCCCUUGUUCUCAAAGAACUUCUCUCAAAGACACGUGGAUAUUGGUGUUGGCAAUGGUUACUUUCCAAUCAAAGCCAUCCAAGACCUGGGUCGAAAGGCCAAGGACCAGCAUCUGACUCUGGUCGACUUGAGUCAAGCCUCUCUCAGCGCGGCGAAACAGGGGAUUCUGUCUCGUCAUCCAGAUAUUGAUAUUCGCACCGUUCAUGCCGAUGCGGGAGCACCGCUUCCUGCUUCUCUUGCAAAUGAGAAGUUUGACUCUGCUUCUCUCUCCCUCAUCAUGCACCACAUGCCUGGGCCAACUUUGUCCAAGUCCAAAGCAAUCAGGAACGCCAAGAGCCUUCUGGCGAAGGAUGGCGUACUGGUUGGAUCUACAAUCCUAGGCAAGGUUUGGGAGAAGACGGAAAAAGGGUAUCAGGUCAAGGCUGAGCAGAAGCCGGGCCGGGUUGCCACCUUUGCUUUGGGUUUCUACAACAAGAGAGGGAUUUUUGACAACUACGAGGAAGACCCCAAUGUAUUUGAGAAAGUAUUGAAGGAGGAAUUUGAGGAGGUCGAGACGCGAAUUGUGGGUAUGAUAUUUAUAUUCAGGGCUGCAAAGCCCCGAAAACAGUGA
Molecule: messenger RNA, 744 nt
Organism: Fusarium falciforme
Lineage: Eukaryota; Fungi; Ascomycota; Sordariomycetes; Hypocreales; Nectriaceae
Product: Methyltransf-25 domain-containing protein
Exons: 1
Coding region: 1-744 (247 amino acids)
Source: RefSeq, a predicted model, not a curated record